AUGUCUGUCUUGUCUGUUUCUGUCUGUGCAUCUGUUUUGUCUGUUCCUGUCUGCACAUCUGUUCUGUCUAUUUCUGUUUGCAUGUCUGUCUUGUCUUUUUCUGUCUGCACAUCUAUCUCAUCUAUUUCUGUCUGCACAUCUGUCUCAUCUGUUUCUGUGCAUCUGUCUCAUCUGUUUGUGUCUAUCUUUAUCUUUGCCAGACACCCCCAAAUAUCUAUCAAUCAUUUUCAACAAAUAUUAUACUCCACAGGUUGCCUUCAUCUACCCUAUCACAAAUCUCCAUUAAAUACAUCUCUUAUCACUUUUUUCUUAUUAAAGAAAGAAAAAAAACAAGUGAUUCCUCCUUCUCUUUCUUUUUCUCACACACUUUGCUUUUUUUUUAAUAUACUUCUCCUCCUACUCCCACUUUUCCCUUUAUUCUUCUCAUCAUCUCCCACUACUACUUUGCUGUUCCUGUAG
This is a messenger RNA of Acanthosepion pharaonis, 459 nucleotides long. The record is from the annotation of a GenBank genome assembly. Lineage: Eukaryota; Metazoa; Mollusca; Cephalopoda; Sepiida; Sepiidae.